This is a messenger RNA of Colletes gigas, 7031 nucleotides long. Its product is annotated as retinal guanylyl cyclase 2. The record is from RefSeq and is a predicted model, not a curated record. The transcript is spliced from 21 exons. Lineage: Eukaryota; Metazoa; Arthropoda; Insecta; Hymenoptera; Colletidae. Bases 393 to 4676 code for a protein of 1427 amino acids. Gene Ontology annotation, molecular function: peptide receptor activity; guanylate cyclase activity; protein kinase activity. Gene Ontology annotation, biological process: receptor guanylyl cyclase signaling pathway; cGMP biosynthetic process; protein phosphorylation.
CGAGGCGUUCGGGCCGCCCGUAAACGGUCGUGAUUUUUGGCUCGGGCUCCAGUAUCGUUGCUUGCAUCCACUGCACGCGGUGCUUCUAAAGCUCGUCUCGCGUCCGGGAAUCGUCGAAUACUCGAGAUACGCGACGACACGGAAACGUGACACUGUCCUCGGUCCUCCGCGAUAUGCGUAUUUUUAAAUUAUCUUCGACGUCGCGCAUCCCCUUCUGGUAUAUACGCAAGCAAAAGAAGAGGGAACAACUCUUUCGCUGUCGUUUCUCCUCGCGAAAAGUGAAACGCGAGGAUACUGGGAGAGAACGAGCCCAGAGACAAAUAGAUACGGGUCAAUAGGCUAACUAAAGCUGCGGAGGCGAGCGCCUGAGCGGAAGAUAGGGUUGGAGGCCCAUGGCCGGGAACUCUUUCAGACGCCGGCUCUGGUCGUGGAUCUUGAUCGUGAUCCUGCCUGGAUCUGUACUUUUGUCCACCACGGAGCAAACCCCGUGCGUUUCCUAUUCAUCGAACGUGACCGACGACGGCUACGAUCAGCCGGAAACGGAAGUGACGGUCUUCCUGAGGGACCACUGCGACGGCGAAACGAGCGCCGCGGACGUGGAAGAUUUCCUCGAUCGAUCGAACUUCGACCUGCAGAUCGCUGUCGUGCCCACCUACCUGUCGUGCGAGACAAAGACCCGGGGCCUCGAUGCUUUGCUACGCGUACUUGGACAGAGAAGAACCAGAGCCCUGAUAGCCGUUCUGGACUCCCCCAUGUGCGAAGUUACCUCGAAACUCGCUCAACUCUGGAACGUUCCGCUAUUUACGUGGACGUGCCCUCUGAAAGACACAGAGGAAAGGGAGGUGUCGUCGAUCAUCAGACUGUCUCCGUCGUUGCCAACGAUAGCGAAAGCCCUGACGGCGAUGUUGAUGCGUUUGCAGUGGAAGGCCGUGUCCCUGAUAGGAACGGAUCGCGAGCCGUGGUCGAGCCUGGAAAGAGCGUUGCUGAACGCCUUCCGGAGCGUCGGCGCCAUAUUGCGAUUCAGAGUGAUAUUGCCGUACCGUGCGUCCCUCGACGAGAUUCGAACGAUCCUUCGACCCACGUACAAUGUUUCACGCAGAGUUACCGUGCUAUGCCUGCCCACGUUCAACGACGACGAGGACGACGAGGAGGUAGUUUUAGCGUCCCGUGUCCUCGCCGAGCUGUCCAACGCGCAACAGUCCUCGUGGAGCUCGAUGAUCGUGAUCGUCCACACGAAGGACGACGGCUUCUUCCUGCCGCGAACAAACUCCACGGUCUCUCAUCUAGAUUUCUCGUUCGCCGGCCUCGAGUCUUCCGAUAUCUCACCCGCGAACGCGUCCGACUACGAGGAAACAAGGGAAAAACAGGAGGAAGAAAACCAUCGACAGCAACGCGCGGAACAAGAGGAAGAGAAUCGGUAUUUCCCGUCGAGGAACCUGAGUUCCGAGUUCCUGGAAAAACUACUGAUCGUUACGCCCCUCGACCAUAGAUACGACGCGGAGAAGAUAUACGAAGGCAGGGAGACGCACGCGGUGCCGACGCUGCUUGAUCGCCUGAACGAAACCCUCAACGUCUUAACGUACGACAACUCCAGCGUGAACGCGUUCAACAACAAGAUAUACACGUACGUCUUAUUGGAUUGGCGUAUCAAUGCCUGGAAGCCCAUCAUGAUCGCCGUGGAACGACAAAGGAAAUUCCUCGUGCGGAAAUUAUCAGCGAGCGCCGUGGCGUUCCGCGACGCGAACGACACCGACAUUUCGAAAUGUAACGUGGACUUAGACGCGAACGCUGGCAUCGAAUGCACGGGUAGAGACAGCCAAAACUCGAACUUUAUAGGGAGCUCCACCAGCGACACGGCGUUCCGUAUCGCGCAUAUCGUAACCAUCGUGCUGGGAUCGUUGCUGCUGACCUUGUUCGCGAUAUUGACCGCGAUCUUGAUUAGGAAAAAGCUGCUCAAGAAGAGAAUGUCCAAAGGUCCGUACAAGAUCAUUCUAACCACGUCGGACUUCGUGUUCCCUCAAGUGCCUCGAGUGGACGCCAGGAGGGUGGACGAGGGUAUCGAGACUAUGCUGUGCUGUUGGCUGCAACAGUUGCAAGAAUUUGGGGGGCCAGAGGUGGAGAAACCGGAUCUGCUUCAAUUGGGUAGCGUGUCGUCGUUGAGACCGUAUUUACGAGCUAGCACGGGCAACCUGGCGAGACAUAAUUUGUUCAAAGACCCACGCGCCAGAUACAAUGGCGACUUGGUGCAGUUGAAGGAGUUGCCGACUCAGGGCACGUUCGAGCUCAAGAACAAGGCCAUGGACGUGCUGGUCACGAUUCACGGGCUACGUCACGAGAAUCUGAACCCCCUGAUCGGAUGUUUGAACGAACCUACGAGGCCCUGUCUGGUCUACGAGUAUUGUUCGAGAGGAUCGCUGGAGGAUGUAUUGAUGCAAGACGAGAUCAAGCUCGACUGGUCCUUCAGGCUAUCCUUGCUCACAGAUCUCGUACGGGGUAUGAGGUACCUUCACGGCACACCAGCGCGAGUCCACGGGUACCUGACCUCGCGGAACUGCGUGAUCGACGCCCGUUGGGUCCUCAAAGUGACCGAUUACGGGCUACCAGCCUUCUACGAAGCUCAGAACAUCGUUCCACCGGCGAAAACUGCUCGAGGUACGUCUCUAAACUGCUUUGGGAGUCUCUUACUCUGUCGAUUCAGGCGUUGGAACGAUCUCUGUGGAACGACUUUGUCCUCAGAUCUCUUGUGGACGGCGCCGGAACUGCUGAGGCACCCUAAUGUGAGGAAGAAGGGCACCCAAGCGGGGGACGUUUACAGUUUUGGCAUCAUUAUGCAGGAAGUAGUUGUCCGCGGCGAGCCAUUUUGUAUGCUCGCCUUGUCACCGGAAGAUAUAAUCGAGAAAGUGAUGAAGCCGCCGCCAUUGAUCAGACCGUCCGUGAGCAAGGGCGCCGCGCCACCGGAAGCGAUAAAUAUAAUGCGACAGUGUUGGGCGGAAGCCGCCGACAUGAGGCCCCACUUCGACGACGUCCACGACCUUUUCAAGAAGCUCAAUCACGGGAGAAAAGUGAAUUUCGUGGACACGAUGUUUCAAAUGCUGGAGAAGUACUCGAACAACUUGGAGGAACUGAUACGCGAGCGCACGGAACAGCUGGACAUGGAGAAGAAGAAAACCGAACAAUUGUUGAAUCGAAUGUUACCGAGCUCGGUCGCUGAGAAGUUGAAAUUGGGAAUGCCCGUCGAUCCUGAAGAAUUUCGCGAGGUGACCAUCUACUUUUCAGACAUCGUCGGCUUCACGAGCAUUUCCGCCCACUCGACGCCAUUUCAAGUGGUCGAUCUUCUGAACGACCUGUACACCUGCUUUGAUGCGACCAUCAACGCGUACACCGUGUAUAAGGUAGAGACUAUAGGAGACGCUUACAUGGUCGUGGGUGGUUGCCCGGUGAGAAUACCCGACCAUGCCUCUCAGAUAGCCACAAUGGCGCUCGACCUGCUACACCAAAGUGGAAAGUUCAAGUUGAGACACUUGCCAAGGACCCAGCUGAGGCUUCGUAUCGGUCUCCACACCGGUCCAUGUUGCGCUGGCGUGGUUGGUUUGACGAUGCCAAGGUACUGUUUGUUCGGAGAUACCGUUAACACCGCGUCGAGAAUGGAGUCGACGGGUGCACCGUGGCGUAUACAUUUGAGCCAAGCGACGAAGGAUCGGUUAUCGCAGGUCGGCGGGUAUCGAAUCGAGUAUCGAGGAUCGACUGACGUCAAAGGCAAAGGGAAAAUGCCUACUUACUGGUUGCUGGGGAAACAAGGGUUCGACAAGGAACUACCGAAACCGCCUCCGAUCGGGGACAACCAGAGGCUGACCGAGAGUCUAAUGGAGACUUUAACGAGCACGGAGACCAUAAUAUUGCCGGACGACGAGUCGCCAAGCAAGGAUUUACAACGUAACGACUCGAACGUGGAGAGAAGAGGAGCAGAAGAGGCUCACAAAGAAUCCAACGCAGACGUAGACGUCGACCUGCCGGAGACACGGGUCCAAGAGACCCCGGAGGAGGAUAAAGUCAUAGUAUCCGUACACGAGGAGAAAAUCGCCGCUCCAAAUAGCUCCCCAAAGACGUCGACCGACAUUGCGAAAACUACGCCUUCGAAGGAUGCUGGAAACGGAAAAGGAAACGAUUCUAAAGCCACCACCGGUGAAACUCAAAUGUCUCUCGGAGCUUCUACCACCUACUCCACCGAAACACCCAUCCUUGGGGCGUCCAACACCUCCCUGGCGUCGAUCUCCAGCUCAGCUACCGCCCCUUACCGACCAGGACCCACCAGACACAGGAGGAUAGGUGGCUACAUCGACGAAAACGACUUGAGCACACCGUACAAUUACUAUAGAUGUCUCUCGCCAAACGAACACUAUGGAAGGCCGCCAGGCUGCCGUUUCUUGAAGAGGCAGUUCAGCCUGGAUCGUCCGGACGAAACGGUCUGCAUAAACUUCGGCGACCAGAACAGUCGACAGCAGCCGCAGCAACAGAAUCUGAAGACGGCCGCGAGGCUCUUCAAGCAGAACAGCGCAGGCGCCGCGAACGACUUGGAGCGCAUCGAGGAGGUCCCGUCGACGCCCACGCCUCUACUCCAGCACUACAGACAGGCGGCUUCCGUUUCGCUAUCCGUCGAAUCUCUGACGCUCCGUUGAACGCGUCCGCGGUCAUCAUUCCUUCGGACGGUCUCCUCUGACGAGUAACUCCUGCGUUAAAAUUUCGCACGAACAAUGACAAUCGCCGCGCGUCAAGGAAUUGUAUUAUAAUUAUCGUACAAACAGCAGCGAGCCGCGUUCCGCGGAAGGCUCGUUGCCGGGUGGAAUGUUGUUUCGAUCGACGCGAAAAUAACGUUGCAUUUCUAUUCCCGCGAUCGUUUAUCGCCCGAUCGCUAUGCCGCUGAUAAUCAACAGUCAAUGAACCGUGUAGUUAUGGUGUAUGUAUGUAUGUAUAGUUGGACAAGUUCAAUAAGGGCCCUGGCAAGAUACAGGCAAUGGCUUCGCCAUCGAUUGCGUGCUCCGUCGCCUCUCGUACUCGCCACCAGAGGGCUCGUUCCUCUCGCAAGCGCUCGAUCGACCUUCCAUUAGUAUAUGUACGUUCCUCGACCGACUUCUAAUAUCCCAGGGAUGCCUUAGGGAUCAGAGACUAUAGUUUAAGCCUAUGGGUCUAGGUUUAAACAAUGAAAGAGUUUGAAACGACAGAGUUUCGGGAAUUUUAACUGAUAUUUUUAAAUCAGUGUUUAUUAACAGCUUUGAUAAGAUCAGAGUGUCUUGAGAAUUAUUAAAUAAAUUGACAAGGGGUGAGACUAGACGAUCAGUUUAUCACAGAAGUCUCCUUAGAUGCCUAGCUAGCCUGAGAGAGUCAAUUUGAUACUGUUUAACACAAGUAAGACUAUGAGUCUCCCAGGGUGUUCUCGUUUAACUUAUUUCUCUCUGAUAAUUGACAAUGAAUCACGACUUUACGAUGACUAUGCUCCGUUCAAUGAGAGGCGAAGGCGGGAAUGAGUCCAAGCGAUUGAAACCAUUGCCUAGAUCCGUGAACUAGCUAAUCCAGGGUCGAUGCUAUUUAAAACAGGGCUAUGGGAAAGGGAAUCGACUGUUAAUGAAUGGGGGGAUAACCUUGUCAUUACGAUGCAUGUAUGCAUAGAUAUGCAAGUUUAAUAGGAGAUAGUAAAUUAAGCAUGAAUGAGCGAGUGGCAGGAAUGAGUCCAAGAUUGAUAUAUUGCCUAGACCUAUGAACCAGCCGUCGUGUGUCAUCCGGCACUUUUUGAAGCAAAUUAGACUAUGGAAAUGGGGAUGAUAAGGAUCGACGUCGAACAGAGUCCAGGGAUCCUUAUUUAACUUGUUAAAUUAUACGCAGAAUAUGAUGGAUUAUAGGGAAAAGAGGAAUUAUACGCUCCCGUUAUCGCGGAUGACAAUCUCUAUUACGUACAAACGUUCAUGCAUAUGCAUUUGUUCUUGUUUCUUUUUAUUAUGGACUUAGAAGAAACAUCACCCCGUGAUCAUCUUAUAUUUUUUAUUUUUUUUCGAAAGAUGGGUGUACAGCGUUGAUUGGAAAAUCUAAAUCGUCUAUCGUUAGGUAUCUCGGGUUUACUUUCUAUGGAAAAUAAUAGACGAAUCCGUUUAACGACGUUCGUUGAACUUGUGCCGACAGGGUAACCGUAAGAACCGUUUGAUUUCUCACCAUUUUUCGACAUUCGCGCAUCGUAAUCAUCUGCGACUCUUCAUUAUCGCUUCCAAAUCGUCGACAAUAAUUCGAAAUCUUAACGCAUAGGAGUGGUAGUUCGUUCCGUAUAUUUUUUCGUUGGUCUCAUCGCGGCAAUUAUCGCGCGAUUACCCUCGAACAUUCUAUCUCGAGGCUAACAAUAAGUAGAUCUAGUAAGUCCAAGUGCAUUCGAUGCGCAGAAGAGAUGAUCGCGUUGUGCGCACAUUUACGGUUCGGAAACAAAGAUGGACACCCGCGCGAGUGUCCGGUGCGGUUUACGCAAUAAUCUGUGUGUUUAGAUGUAUAAAUAAGUGUACAUAGGAUACAAACAAAAAAAAAUUAUAGAUGGACGAUUUCGAACACGAAUCUUAUCGAGUAAUUCACGGAACGUUUCGUCGCGUUUCAGAAUGGUCGCCAAAGGAGAAUCUGUCGACGAAGAGGGGCAAUAAAACGUAACGUACAAUUAUUUCGUAAGAUCGCGCUCUACGAAUGUAAUCAGAGACGAACCACGCGUCCACGGUUCGCUUUACCGCGUAUUAUCGGAUGGAUGUUAUACGACGCGUUGAAAUUAAUAUAAUAAGCUCUAAAAUUUUAUCGAUUGAAAGUUGAAAUGAAAAAAAUUUUUAUCUCCCGAGAACGACGCCCGGUCGCGUAGCCAGUUCGUUCGAUGGAACUUGCAACGCGAUCGCGUCGAUUUGAUGUGUUCUACGUGGAACUUAUUACGGUAGAAUUAUUUCGAAGUGUUUCGGUUACGUCGCGCGAUUCAAUCUCGAACGAUGCGCGCGUAUGUGUAUACAGAAGAUCAAAUG